GGAUUGCUGUCGCUGCUGCUGCUGCUGCUGCUGUUCGGUUUGGCCGCGCUGAGGGAGGCGUCCACGUCCGGCGAUACUGGCGAUGCCGUUCGCGAGGGCGAAUCCUCUCGCCGGGCGUCGCAUCACCGGCAGAAGCGGGUCUUCUGGUUCACGAACGACGGACGGAUCGCCCUGCCACCCGGCACCGUCAUGACGAUCACGCCGACGCUGGCGUUACCCUUCGUCCGGCAUCCGCCUUACGGCUUCCUUAGCAACAUGACCAUCAGCCUGCCGUUCACAAUCGACUUCGACAAGCUGGGCCUGACGGACAACGAGAAUCCGUACGGCGCUCUGCCGCCGAGCUUCGACAGGAAGCUGAACAGCCGGCAGGCCGGCAUGAUGAUGGCAGACUUCAUCGCGGCAUUCAUCAAGCGCAGAUUACACAAGCGGGACAUGUCGGAGGUGCCGAAGAACGCGUUCCACGGCGGCGAACGGGCGCUGCUUUACGGCACCACCGAGGAUAUGCUGUCCACGCUGGGAAUGAACGGGAAGGCAUGCCUCUUGAGAGCGAUUUGCGAGGUCCAGGGACACCAUCUGAACAACUUCGGGCUGAUCGGCGAAAUGCUGAAGCUCUUCUUCACGUUAGUAACUCGG
Wasmannia auropunctata (little fire ant) is the source of this 633-nucleotide messenger RNA. RefSeq lists its product as uncharacterized. The transcript has 2 exons. Lineage: Eukaryota; Metazoa; Arthropoda; Insecta; Hymenoptera; Formicidae. The annotation marks the transcript as partial. The record is from RefSeq and is a predicted model, not a curated record.